This is a messenger RNA of Metarhizium acridum CQMa 102, 297 nucleotides long. RefSeq lists its product as uncharacterized. The record is from RefSeq and is a predicted model, not a curated record. NCBI's taxonomy places the organism in Eukaryota, Fungi, Ascomycota, Sordariomycetes, Hypocreales, Clavicipitaceae.
AUGCAAGAGGUCGCCGGAUCAAAGAUGCGGCUUUCUUGGAAUUUCAAAUUUGUCGAUGAGCUACUUGGCCUUAUCUUCGCCGCUGGCCGUGGUGUAGAUGUCGGCUCCAGUCAUCCGCGCAAUUUGGAUGGUGGCAAGACCAACACCCGCUGGCGCCAUAUUGAAUCAACACCAUCCCCUUUGAAGGCGGCCCCUGUUAGUCAGGGAAUGGACGCCGAAAUUGUUAGAGAUUUUAUCGCAAAAUUGCUCGGUAUCGGUGACGAGGGUGGCAAACGUCUUGAUGCCCAUAUGACAUAA